AUGGAUGGAUGGAUGGAUGGCAGGGAGCCCAGGGAGCCCAGGGAGCCCCGUCAUCCCUUGGGAACGCGGGUGCCGGCGGCGGCACAGGCUGUGCCCCCACACAGGGGUUGGGAGCACAAUCGAGCCUUUGUGCCUUUGUGCAGCCUCUCCCUGCCCAGCUGGGGACGAGACAGCGACAGCGCCGGCUCUUGGGGGGCUGCCCCAUCCCUCGGGGGCUGCCCCAUCCCUCGGGGGCUGCCCCAUCCCUCGGGGGCUGCCCCAUCCCUCGGGGGUGGCCGGGGGUUGCCGGGGGUCUGCGCCGCUCCAGGUCCCGUCCUUGUCCCCACUCCGGGGGCUGCGGGGCCGCCGCCGGGUCCCGGAGGUUUUAAUGCCCUUCCCGGAAUCCCGUCCCUCCUGUCAGUCCCUCCCGGCAGCCGUCGGGAGGUCGGGUCGUUAAAUGGAGGCACGUUGUUGUUUAAAUGGGGUUGCAGCCCCGGGAGGGGGGGGUCGGAUCCCCUCCGGGGGUCGGAUCCCCCCGGGCCGGCUCCAGCCCGGCUCCUGCUCCCCUCCCCGGGCUCUUCCCGAGGCACAAUCGUUGUUCCCUGCACCAAAAUCCCCCCAGGGACCCUCCUCCCAGCUCCCACCUCCCUCUGCCCAGUUCCAACCCCCCCAGGGACCCUCCUCCCAGCUCCUCACCUCCCUCUACCAGGCUCCAAAACCCCCCCAGGGACCCUCAUUCCAGCUCCCACCUCCCUCUGCCAGGUUCCAACCCCCCCAGGGACCCUCAUCCCAUCUCCCCACCUCCCUCUACCGGGUUCCAACCCCCCCAGGACCCUCAUCCCAGCUCCCACCUCCCUCUGCCAGGUUCCAACCCCCCCAGGACCCUCCUCCCAUCUCCCCACCUCCCUCUGCCCAAACCCCCCAGGGACCCUCCUCCCAGCUCCCACCUCCCUCUGCCGGGUUCCAAACCCCUCAUGGACCCUCAUCCAGCUCCCACCUCCCUCUGCCAGGUUCCAACCCCCCCAGGGACCCUCAUCCCAGCUCCCACCUCCCUCUGCCGGGUUCCAACCCCCCCAUGGACCCUCAUCCCAGCUCCCACCUCCCCUCUGCCGGGUUCCAAACCCCCCCUGGGACCCUCCUCCCAGCUCCCACCUCCCUCUGUCAGGCUCCAACCCCCCCAGGGACCCUCAUCCCAGCUCCCACCUCCCUCUGCCGGGUUCCAAACCCCCCAGGGGACCCUCCUCCCAUCUCCCCACCUCCCUCUGCCCCCUCCAGCCGGCCCAAAAGCCGGGCAGGCUCCCGCAGCUGGUUCGUUGUUCCUGCCUGGAUUAUUCCUGGCGAGCAGGUCGGGAUGAUUUAAUGGAUUUGAUUAGAGAAAGCUGCUGGCUCUGUGCUGCAUCCCCGGGGCCCUCUGGAUUCCCCCUGGGCAGCCUGGCACGGGCAGGGCCGUGUGUGGGGCUGGGAUGGUGCUGCCCAUGCAGGGGGGUCCCAGGGGUCACACACUCACAUACAGAGCUCCUGGUACAACCAGAUGUGUCACACACAGAGCUCUGUGCACACCCAGAGGUGUCACACACACACUCACACACCCCCAGAGGUGUCACACACAGCUCCUGGCACACCCAGAGGUGUCACACACACACUCACACACACACAGAGGUGUCACACACCCCCCCCGAAAGCUCUUUGCACACACAGAGGUGUCACAAACACACACACAGAGCUCUUGGCACACCCAGAGGUGUCACACACACACUCACACACACACAGAGGUGUCACACACCCCCCCCGAAAGCUCUUUGCACACACAGAGGUGUCACAAACACACACACAGAGCUCUUGGCACACCCAGAGGUGUCACACACACAACAGAGCUCUUGGCACACCCAGAGGUGUCACACACACACUCACACACACACAGAGGUGUCACACACACACCCCGAAAGCUCUUUGCACACACAGAGGUGUCACAAACACAGAGCUCCUGGUACAACCAGAGGUGUCACACACACACACACAGAGCUCUUUGCACACCCAGAGGUGUCACAAACACACUCACACACACACUCACACACACACAGAGGUGUCACACACACCCCCCAAAGCUCUGUGCACACCCAGAGGUGUCACACACACACUCACACACACACUCACACACACCCAGAGGUGUCACAAACACACUCACACACAUCCAGAGGUGUCACACACACUCACACACAGCUCUUGGCACACCCAGAGGUGUCACAAACACACUCACACACACACACAGAGCUCUUGGCACACCCAGAGGUGUCACACACACACCCCCAGAGGUGUCACACACACUCACACACAGCUCCUGGCACACCCAGAGCUGUCACACUGAGAGCUCUGGAGCAGCUCAGCUGCACCUCGGGCCCUUUCUGCUCCUCUGGCGAUGCCUCUGCACAUAAAGGCUCGUUAGCACAUGAAUUAUUAACGACUAUUAAUAAGCUGUAAUGGCAUUUGUGGCUGCUGGGGGAGAUGAAGAGGCUUUCCAGGGGCAUCCGGUGUCACGGCUCGGGGUGGUGCCCACGGGUGUCCCGAGGGAUCCACGGGCUGGGAGUGCAGCCCUGGAUGGCACCAGCACGUGGGGGGGGUUUCCAAAUUUCUCCCCCUCAACCUCCCCUCGGGGUUUAUCCCACCCCAGGCUGGGGAUUCCAAAGGAU
Messenger RNA from Pseudopipra pipra, 2666 nucleotides. Its product is annotated as mucin-6-like. The record is from RefSeq and is a predicted model, not a curated record. Bases 1 to 2457 code for a protein of 818 amino acids. The transcript is spliced from 4 exons. NCBI's taxonomy places the organism in Eukaryota, Metazoa, Chordata, Aves, Passeriformes, Pipridae.